AUGCGCGUGGUCGAGGUGGGCGGGAUGGGCGUGAGUGACGUGAUGGAGCUAGAUGAACUGGACGAGCUGGAGGAGCUAGACGAGCUUGAUGAGGUGAUUGACGAUGAGGAUGUCAGGCUAGUUGAGGUGCUAGAAGAGGAUGUUGUUGAGGCUGUAGAUGAGGUUGUAGAUGAGGUUGUAGAGGCUGAGGUGGAUGCUGGAGUGGAUGAGGAUGAGGAGGUCGUCGAUGACGAGGAAGACGAGCUAGAGCUUGAUGUUCCGGUAGAUGUAGAGCUCACGGCGGAUGAGGUAGAGGAGCUCGAAACUGAAGAUGCCGAGGUGCUAGCUGUUGAUGACGCAGAAGAGCUAGACGCCGGUGCGACAGACGAACUUCCAGACGAGGAGGCCGACGAGCUGAUGCUAGAGGACACAGUCGAUGACGACCCUGAAGAAGUUGAGGAAGAGCUGGUUGGUGGCGCAGAGGAACUUCCAGACGGUGUAGAAGCACUUGAGGUAGACAGUCCGGAAGAGCUUGAGGAUGUCGGCUGGGGGGAUGAGCUGAUAGAUGCAGAAGAGGUAGUACUCUGGGGCCCAGGAGAUGUACUGCUGGAUACUGUGGAAGAGCUUCCUGGUGGUGUUGGAGAUGGGCUGCUAGAGCUGGGUGAUGUUGACGGGGUCGACUGGAUGCUCCCAGAAGACGUGUUGAGAGGCGGCAAUACGGAGCUUGUUGAUAGACUGGAGACUACAGUGGGCGAGCUCGACGCCGAUGAUCCCGAGGACGUACCAGCCCCUGAUGUGGAAGAGCUAGUCGUCGACAAUGUAGAAGAACGAACUGUGGCACUUCCAGUGCUACUUGACAGCGAGCUUGUUGUGGAUCCCGACCGACUGGUGCUUCCGCCAGUGCUAGUGCUAGUGCUAGAAGGUGUAGUUGACGAGACGGGCGUGACAGACCCACUUGUCCUGCUUGUGGGUGUGACGGAGGAGGUUGCGGAAGGCGGAGGACCGGCAGAACUCGAAGUUGCAAUAGAUGGACUGCUUGAUGCGGCGCUAUUUGUAGAUGAAGAUCGGGUAGAUACCAAAGUACCUGUACUGCUGAUGCCAGACUGUGAGGUCGUUGAGGUCAAGCCUGGAGGGACCGGGAUGCCACUGGUUGAGACGGAGCUUCCGGAUGUUGACGAAGUCUGA
Colletotrichum gloeosporioides is the source of this 1164-nucleotide messenger RNA. RefSeq lists its product as uncharacterized. The record is from RefSeq and is a predicted model, not a curated record. The transcript has 2 exons. NCBI's taxonomy places the organism in Eukaryota, Fungi, Ascomycota, Sordariomycetes, Glomerellales, Glomerellaceae. Bases 1 to 1164 code for a protein of 387 amino acids.